This is a messenger RNA of Engraulis encrasicolus (European anchovy), 6567 nucleotides long. It is a transcript of the gene ift172, whose product is annotated as intraflagellar transport 172. Gene Ontology annotation, cellular component: ciliary basal body; intraciliary transport particle B; axoneme. Lineage: Eukaryota; Metazoa; Chordata; Actinopteri; Clupeiformes; Engraulidae. Gene Ontology annotation, biological process: intraciliary transport. Bases 335 to 5587 code for a protein of 1750 amino acids. Gene Ontology annotation, molecular function: protein binding. The transcript has 48 exons. The record is from RefSeq and is a predicted model, not a curated record.
AUAUUCGCACUACAUUACGGAAACAGAGAAGUGAUAUUUAAACUGACAAUGCAUUGAACAUACACAAAAUUGUUGAUAUUUUGUUGGUGCUGCAUACGGGUCCUGUGCAUACGUCACACGCAACUACUAGACAACCGUAACCAAGGACUGUGAAUGUUUACAUCGUGUCAGCCGUGCAGCUACAAAGCUAAGUAGCCCGAUUUUACAAAUGCAUCCAAUAUAUCUUAGCAGAGGCGUUUCUCCCCGACGCAAAUAAAGAUUAUUGCGUUUCUGGUGUAUCCACACUUUCGAGGCACCUCGUAUUCGAACCUUCUCUCAGAGGACCAAGAAAACAAUGCAUCUAAAACAUCUGAAGACCUUGCUAACUCCACAGGACGGAGCAGCCAAAGUAACAUGUAUGGCAUGGGCUCCUAACAACGCAAGGUUUGCUGUGUGCACUGUGGAUAGAGUCGUGCUGUUGUAUGAUGAACAAGGAGAGAGAAGGGACAAGUUUUCUACGAAACCUGCAGACGCAAAGUAUGGAAAGAAAAGCUACACUGUCAAAGCCAUGGCCUUCUCGCCAGACUCCACUAAAAUUGCCAUCGCUCAGACGGAUGACAUCAUUUAUGUGUAUAAAUUAGGAGAAGACUGGGGUGACAAAAAAGUGAUUUCCAACAAGUUUAUACAGACGAGUGCUGUUACCUGCUUGAUAUGGCCAGCUGAUCAUGCCAUUGUGUUUGGCCUGGCAGAAGGGAAGGUGCGGUUGGCCAAUACUAAAACCAACAAGUCGUCCACAGUCUACGCAACGGAAUCCUAUGUUGUUUCGCUCACAUCAAACGUGUCUGAGAAGGGCAUCAUGUCUGGUCAUGCGGACGGGACGGUGGUGCGCUACUUCUUUGAUGACGAGGGAUCAGGAGAGUCCCAGGGUAAGGUGUUCACCCACCCGUGCCCGCCGUACGCGCUGGCGUGGGGGGUCAACAGCAUCGUGGCGGGGGGUUGCGAUAAGAAGGUGGUGGCGUACGGCCGCGAGGGCCACGUGCUGCAGACCUUCGACUACAGCAGGGAGCGCUCGGAGAAGGAGUUCACCGUCGCCGCCACCAGCCCCAGCGGCCAGUCCCUCGUGCUCGGCAGCUAUGACCGAUUGCGAGUGUUUAACUGGAGUCCUCGGCGAGGCACCUGGGAUGAGGCUCCCCCUAAAGAGAUCCCCAACCUCUACACCAUCACGGCCCUCGCAUGGAAGAAGGAUGGCUCCCGACUCUGUGUGGGUACGCUGUGUGGGGCGGUGGAGCAGUUUGACUGCUGUCUGCGCAGGAGCAUCUACAAGAACAAGUUUGAAACCACAUACGUGGGGCUGAGCCAGGUGAUCGUGAGGAACCUGUCUACGGGGAUGCGCGUGGUGCUGAAGUCUCACUACGGCUACGAGAUCGACGAGGUGAAGAUCAUGGGCAAGGACCGCUUCCUGGUGGCACACACCAGCGACACACUGUUGCUAGGAGACCUCAUGACCAACAAGCUGAGCGAGGUGGCUUGGCAAGGCUCAGGAGGAAACGAGAAGUUCUUCUUUGAAAAUGAAACGGUGUGUAUGAUCUUCAAUGCUGGAGAGCUGACCCUGGUGGAGUAUGGCAGUAAUGAGGUCCUGGGAUCAGUCAGGACCGAGUUCAUGAACCCCCACCUCAUCAGUGUGCGUCUGAACGAGAGGAAGAGGAAGGGUGUUGAGGAGGACAAGAAGCUGGCCUACCUAGUGGACAUCAAGACCAUCGCCAUAGUGGACCUGGUGAGUGGCUAUAACCUGGGCACGGUGAGCCAUGACGCCAAGGUGGACUGGCUGGAGCUGAACGAGACGGGACGCAAGCUGUUGUUCAGGGACAAGAAGCUGCGGUUGCACCUGUAUGACCUGGAGAGUGGUGACAAGAGUACGGUGUUGAGCUUCUGCUCCUAUGUGCAAUGGGUGCCCGGCAGCGACGUGGUGGUGGCCCAGAACCGCAGCAGCCUGUGUGUGUGGUACAACAUCGACAGCGCACAGAGGGUCACCAUGUUCCCUCUCAAGGGGGACAUAGUGGAUCUGGAGCGCUCCAACGGCAAGACGGAGGUGAUCGUGACCGAGGGGGUGAACACCAUCUCCUACACCCUGGACGAGGGGCUGAUCGAGUUUGGAACCGCCAUAGAUGACGCUGACUACUACAGGGCGGUGGCGUUUCUGGAGACUCUGGAGAUGUGUGCGGAGACGGAGGCCAUGUGGAAGACUCUCAGCAAGCUCUCACUGGAGGCCCAGCAGCUACACAUCGCAGAGAGGUGCUUUGCGGCGCUGGGGGAUGUGGCCAAGGCUCGCUUCCUCAACGAGACCAACAAGAUUGUGGAGCGCGUGGCCAAGGAGUUUGGGGGAGAUGGCACGGAGCACUACCAAGUGAAGGCUCGUUUGGCCAUGCUGGAGAAGAACUACAAGCUGGCAGAGAUGUAUUACAUGGAGCAGAAUGCCAUUGAGGAAGUGAUGGAGAUGUACCAGGAGCUGCACAUGUGGGACGACUGCAUUGCUGUAGCCGAGGCAAAGGGCCACCCGGAGCUGGAGAACCUGCGUCGCAGCUACUACCUGUGGCUGAUGGAGACCAAUCAGAGCGAGCGCGCCGGGGAGGUGAAGGAGGCCGAGGGCGACGACAUGGCGGCCGUCAACCUCUACCUGAAGGCGGGGCUUCCCGCCAAGGCCGCCCGAUUGGCCAUGGCCCGCGACCAGCUGGCCACCAACGCCAACGUCAUCAACCGCAUCGCCUCCGCCCUCAUCAAGGGGGACUUCUACGAGAGGGCUGGUGAUCUGUUUGACAGGAUCAGGAACAGUCAGCGGGCUCUGGAGUGCUACCGCAAGGGCAACGCAUUCAGGAAGGCGGUGGAGCUGGCGCGCGGGGCGUUUCCUGCGGACGUGGUGAAGCUGGAGGAGGCCUGGGGAGAUUACCUGGUGCAGCAGAAGCAGAUGGACGCCGCCAUCAACCACUACAUAGAGGCGGGGUGCUCUGAGAAGGCGAUUGAGGCGGCCAUCGGAGCGCGGCAGUGGAAGAAGGCCGUCCACAUCCUGGAACUUCAAGAGGAGAACCAGGCAGCGUCCCCGUACUACGAGCGUAUAGCACAGCACUACGCAUCCAUACAGGAGUAUGAGCUGGCUGAGCGUCUGUUCGUGAAGGGGGAUCAGAUCAAAGCGGCCAUCGACAUGCACACCCAGGCCGGGCGCUGGGAGGAGGCGCACAAGUUGGCGGUGAAGUGUAUGACUCCUGAGGAGGUGUCUGAGCUCUACAUCAGCAAAGCCCAGGAGCUGGAGCAGGAGGCCAAAUACAAAGAGGCAGAGAGGCUGUUCAUCACGGUGGGCCAGGCAGAGCAGGCCAUCUCCAUGUACAAGAAGAAGGCCAUGUACGACGACAUGAUCCGCCUCGUGGGCCUGCACCACCCCGACCUGCUCAUAGAGACGCACACACACCUGGCCAAGGAGCUGGAGAAGGAGUCUCGUCUGCAGGAGGCGGAGUACCACUACAUAGAGGGGCAGGACUGGAAGACGGCCGUGCACAUGUACAGGGAGAGAGACAUGUGGGAGGACGCCCUCAGGGUGGCUAAGAGCCAUGGGGGCGUGGCUGCGUCGCGGCAGGUGGCCUACCUGUGGGCCAAGAGUCUGGGGGGGGAGGCGGCCGUCAAGCUGCUCACCAAGUUCAACAUGCUGGACACCGCCCUGGACUUCGCCAUGGACACACACGCGUAUGAGUUUGCCUUUGAGCUGUCUCGCCUGGCCCUCAAGGAGAAGAUCCCCGACGUCCACCUCAAAUAUGCCAUGAGUCUAGAGGACGAGGGCAAGUUUCUGGAGGCGGAGGCGGAGUUUGUCAAGGCCGGCAAGCCCAAGGAGGCCGUGCUCAUGUAUGUGCACCAGCAGGACUGGGUGGGAGCCCAGAGGGUGGCGGAGGCCCACGACCCGGCCAGCAUGAGUGACGUGCUGGUGGGCCAGGCCAAGACCUGCUUCCAGCAGAGGGACUUCCAGAAGGCAGAGGCCUACAUGCUGCGCGCUCAGAGGCCAGAGCUGGCCAUCAAAUACUACAAGGAGGAGGAGAUGUGGAUCGAUGCCAUGCGUAUCUGCAAGGAGUACCUGCCCAGCAAGCUGGCCCUACUGCAGGAGGAGUACGAGAGAGAGGCCUCCAAGAAAGGGCCCAGGGGCGUGGAGGGUGUGUUGGAGCAGGCUCGUGAGUGGGAGCAGACGGGUGAGUAUGCCCGGGCCGUGGACUGCUACCUGCGGGUCAAGGACACCAACAACACCGCCCUGCUGGAGAAAUGCUGGAUGAAGGCUGCUGAGUUGUCUAUAAAGUUCCAGGGUGGGGAGCGAGCGGCGGAGGUGGUGCAGGUUGUGGGGCCGCGCCUCGUGCAGCUCCGGAAGUACAGCGCCGCAGCGGAGCUGUAUCUGAAUCUGGACCUGGUGAAGGAGGCUGUGGACGCCUUCAUAGAGGGGGAGGAGUGGAACAAAGCCAAGAGGGUGGCCAAGGAACUGGAUACCAGGUUGGAGGACUACGUGGACCAGUGCUACAAAGAGCAUUUGAAGAACCAAGGCAAAGUGGACUCUCUGGUGGGGGUGGAUGUGAUGGCAGCUCUGGACAUGUAUGCAGAGAGAGGCCAGUGGGAGAAGUGCCUGGAGACUGCAUCCAAACAGAACUACAAGGUUCUCCACAAAUACGUGGCGCUGUACUCCACACACCUGAUCAAAGAGGGCCAGGCAGAGGAGGUGCUCAACCUCUAUAUACAGCACGGGGUGCCAGCCAACUCACAGAACUUCAACAUCUACAAGCGCAUGUACCAGGAGCUGCUGAGUCAGACGGACAGAGACAAUGCGGAGUCCUACCGCAUGUGGGCCGCACUACGCGACUUCAUGCUGGCCCUGUGUGAGAGCAUGAGCAAGUCUUCGGAGGCCAACUCUGCGGUGCACGAGGAGUUUGAGCAGAUGCUGCUGGUGGCCCACUACUACGCCUCCCGCUCAGCCGCCACAGCUCUCCCGCAGCUGAGUGCUAUAGCAGCCAAGCUGUCCAUCUCUCUGCUGAGGCACACAGAGCUGGUUCCAGCUGACAAGGCCUUUUAUGAGGCCGGACUCGCUGCCAAGGCGGUGGGAUGGGAGAAUAUGGCCUUCAUCUUCCUCAACCGCUUCCUUGACCUGGCUGACGGUAUUGACGAGGGCAACCUGGAUGCUCUGGACCACUCUGACUUCCAGGACACAGACAUCCCCUUUGAGGUGCCGCUGCCGGACAAGCUACACGUCUCGGUGGAGAAGCGAGAGGAGAUUCGUGACUGGGUGUUGACGGUGUCCAUGGACCAGCGUGUGGAGCAGGUGCUGCCCAGAGAUGAGAGGGAGACCUACGAGGCAUCGCUACUGGCGGCCAACACUGGCAUACGCUCCCUACCAUGCCUCAUCACAGGUUACCCUGUGCUGCGUAAUAAGAUUGAGUUUAAGAGAGCAGGCAUGGCUGCCAACAAAGACGACUGGAACAAGUUCCUUAUGGCCACCAAGACGAGCCACAGCCCGGAGUGCCAGGACGUGCUGAAGUUCCUGAAUCACUGGUGCGGAGGCCUGCCCACCGCCGGCUUCUCAUUCCACUGACAAGCUCAACCCCCCACCCCACCGCUCCAUCCCCCUCUCCUUCCACUGACAACCUCACCUCAUCCCUCCAUCUCUCUCUCUCUCUCUCUCCUUCCACUGACAACCUCACCUCAUCCCUCCAUCUCUCUCUCUCUCUCCUUCCACUGACAACCUCACCUCAUCCCUCCAUCUCUCUCUCUCUCUCUCCUUCCACUGACAACCUCACCUCAUCCUCCUCUCUCUCUCUCUCAUCCCUCUCUCUCUCUCAUCCCUCUCUCUACACUGACAACCUCACCUCACCCCCCCCACCCCUCUCUCUCUCCACUGACAACCUCACCUCAUUCACCUCUCUCUCUCUCUCCUCUCUGCCUCUCUCUCUCUCUCUGUCUCUGUCUCUCCCCCCAUCUCUCUAUCUCUCUCUCUCUCUCUCUCCUCUCUCUGUCUCUGCCUCUCCCCCCAUCUCUCUCUCUCUCUCUCUCUCUCCCCAUCUCUCUCUCUCUCUCUCUCUCUCUCUCUCCCCAUCUCUCUCUCCUCUCUCUGUCAGUGUCUCUCCCCUCUCCCACUUGUUCUGUCUUGUGGGAGAACUCUUCUUCUUCUUCUCUCUCUCCCUCUACCUGUGCCUCUUUCCAGUGUCUCAGUCUCCUCCCCCCCAUUCCAUUAUCAUGUUCUUCUUCUCCAGUUGAGUUGCACAUGCAGUCAAUCUGGGUCACGGGGCUGGUAGCUGCGGAGGGCAGGGCAGGCGCUCAGCUGAAGUGAAGCAAGCGCACAGCACAGGAAUGACACACAGUUCUCCAGUUGGAAACAGUAGAAACAUUAAUCCUGGACAUGUUUUCAUAUUCCUGGACAGGGAUGUGACUGCAAUGCAUUUACAACAUAUUGGAACCUGCAGCACUCUGUGUAAUCAAAUUUUAAUAUUUAUAUCCCAAAUAUUGAUUUUUUUUACAUACAUUAUAUGUAUAUGUAUUGUAUUUUCAGUGUGCCUAAUAAAUUGUAUUUCCUUA